AUGGACGCCCUCGUUUAUCGCAAGAACACUGUCCCUGAGCGUCAGCGUGCCCUCCAGGCCGACUCCCGUCCCGUCUUCCAGCGUCUCCCGCGCUCGAGGCUCUACAUGGGUCUUUUCAUGACCCUCUUCGGUGUCGGUAUGUACGGUACCACCGUCGGCUUCUACAACAUGGCUGUCGGCAAGAAGCGUCCUCAGGCAUAA
Molecule: messenger RNA, 201 nt
Organism: Ustilago hordei
Lineage: Eukaryota; Fungi; Basidiomycota; Ustilaginomycetes; Ustilaginales; Ustilaginaceae
Exons: 3
Coding region: 1-201 (66 amino acids)
Source: RefSeq, a predicted model, not a curated record